This is a messenger RNA of Tachyglossus aculeatus (Australian echidna), 414 nucleotides long. RefSeq names its product keratin-associated protein 6-5-like. Lineage: Eukaryota; Metazoa; Chordata; Mammalia; Monotremata; Tachyglossidae. The record is from RefSeq and is a predicted model, not a curated record. The transcript is spliced from 2 exons. The coding region runs from base 1 to 414 and encodes 137 amino acids.
AUGAGUGGCUACUACGGCAACUACUUCGGUGGCUGUGGCUACAGUGGCCUGGGCUGUGGCUAUGGCUGCGGUGGCUACUGGGGCCUGGGCUGGGGCUAUGGCUUCCCCUAUGGCUAUGGCUGCGGCUUUGGCUGUGGAUACGGAUUUGGCUGCUAUCGCCCAUCCUGCUUGCUUAAAGCCUACAGAUUCGAGAGCAAGGCAGAGAGGAACUACGGCAACUACUUUGGCGGCUGCGGCGGCCUGGGCUGGGGCUAUGACGGCCUGGGCUGUGGCUGUGGCUGUGGCGGCUACCGGGGCCUGGGCUGGGGCUACGGCUUCCCCUACGGCUAUGGCUGUGGCUUUGGCCAUGGGUACAGAUUUGGCUGCUACCUCCCAUCCUGCUCUGGGAGCUACUGGUCCUCCGGCUUCUACUGA